GCACACAUUAAAUUUUGGCUGUUGAUUUUACUUCUUAAAAAGCCGAUCGUUCUCCUUCUAAAACAAUAUGGGUGAUCUGGAAAAAAUAUUUUACGACUUUUGUGAUUCAGUUAAGAAAGGGUCAAGAACUGCAACAGACAAAACCAUUAAAAAAAUCUGUACCGAUUGUAAUAUCUAUACGAAAUCAUUUAAUGCAAAUGCCGUUGAUAUUGCUUUUUGCAAACAUCUUAAGAGUGCCAAAAAAGACGUUGAUUUCUCUGAUUUUGUAAGAUUUGUCGAAGGAGCAAUGGCAGAAGAGUAUGCAAAACAAAAAAAUAUAUCUACAACGGACGCAUCGAAUGAAAUAAAAAACAAAAUAAUCAGUACUUCCGGUCCAAAAUCUCAUGGAGCUACUCAAGCUAGUAAAGAUUCAGCGACAUCACGUCUCACUGAUGUAAAAGGAUAUACAGGCUCUCAUAAAGAACGGUUUGAUACUGAAACUGGUAAAGGUAAAGGAAUCGAGGGACGAGAGUAUGUCAUGGAUGAAAAAGCGGCUUCCGGUUAUGUUGGAGGCUAUAAAGGGAAGAACACAUAUGACAAAACCCACUAACAGUUAUUUACUUUCACGAUGUUUACUUAUUGUAUUUCUGAUAUAUUGUUAACAUAAUCUAGUUUUUGUCAUGGUUACUAAAUAAAUG
Messenger RNA from Schistosoma bovis, 677 nucleotides. Lineage: Eukaryota; Metazoa; Platyhelminthes; Trematoda; Strigeidida; Schistosomatidae. The record is from the annotation of a GenBank genome assembly.